ACGCAGAACUACGCGGGGCGCGUGCUCCGGGUCCGCGUCAAGGGGCACAUCGGAACUCUCCUAGUGCAGGAAAACAAUGACAGAUGCUGUAACGAUGGAAUUGAGCUGCACUGAAGUACCUCUUUAUGGACAGCUCACUGUAUAUGGAAAGUUUUUCACAAUUCUCCCAGAGGAUGCUGAAUUUUACUUUGUUUAUGAUGGCUCAACGCAGAGACAUGUGGUUUUUGCCAAGCGUGUUUCUGAUAACACCGUUCAAUCUAUUAUUCCAGCUCAUGGAGAACAAGAAGCUGUUUCUGUGUGUGUGGUCAUGUACACAAAAGAGGGUGUGCCUGAGACUCUGGGCUACUCAUCUCUUACUUACAAGCGGAACACAGCUUCUGAGGUAGCAUGUUUUCUGAUGAACCAAGCUGAUUGCCUCACUCCCUCUAGUCACCACACACUUCGCAGCAGGUUUGGCUUAAUGGCUGAAGAUUUUCAAUCAAUGGAUCAUGACAUUACACUAGCAAUGGCUCAUGAAGCGAUUCCACCUGCUUGGAAUUUCAUUGGAAAUUGUUCACAAGAUGAAUCUAAUCACAAAGAGACACUUCUGCAUCUUGCAGCGAGACUGGGUUUAGCUAAGCUUUCCCAGUUCCUAUUACCUCAGCCAGGUGGGACAAAUGCAGUCAUUCUGCCUAAUGAAGAUGGGUCCACACCCUUGGACUUGGCCUCACAGAAUGGACACUCCAGUCUUAUUGAAAUAUUCUCCAAAGCCCAGGUCAGCCAUCCAUUUGAGAUAUCACACGUGGAGCUUAGUGAGAAUGCUGUCCUACAAUUUGUGCAUUCAUCAGGAUCUCUGGUGCUGACAUUUAAUCAUACCACAGACCAUUCACUAGAAUCCGACAUCCAACUCUUCCGGAAAUACCUCUGGGAUAGAGCUUUUCUUCUCAAGCAUCUUACUCCAAACCAAACUGAGGCACUGGGAGAAUUGCAGAUGCCUUGCAACUCUACAUGCUCUGCAGAAGAUCCUGUGGACCUUGUGUCUGAGGAGUCCUCUCUGAAAAAUGAAGAUGUGACGUUUUACAGAGAUCAUACGAUUCAACCAGUUGAAAAUGAAAGUGACACCUUGUUGAAUUUAGAUCAGCAACACUCCCCAUUUAAUGCUUUUAAGAAAUGCUCGAGUCCCUCCACCUUCUUUGCUGCAGCCAGGCUUUCUGCUAUGUUGAACGGAAGUGAUGAAGUAUAUGCAAACCGCAUGGUAGUAGAUCAGAUUGAAGAAGCUGGUGUCAACUACACUAACAUAAGCCAGUCUGCUUCUGAAAUAUGCACAGACCAGACAGAGUCGAAUGAAGAACCAGAAGCACCUGCAAAUAGCAUGGAUAGUAGAAAUACAUCACCUGUCAGUCCAUCUAACUUGAGUACAGCAGGCUCUUGCCUGCCGCUCAAGGCACAUGCAUUUAGCCACCCAAGAAAUCAACGCUAUUCCAUCAUGAAAAAACGAAGUUCCAGUCUCGAUGACUUAGAUGUAGAGAAUGUUGAUGAAAGAAAUUCUAACCGAACCCGUCACUGCUACCCUUCGAUGCCCUUCAGCUCUUCUGUGGCCUUGGCUAGUAAUAAGGAUGAAUUGGAGCAAAGCACAGAUAUGGAUUUUAACAUAAGCAGGGCAGAAUCUUUUCCUUUGUCCAACAAUCUACAGUCAAAGGAAUCGUUACUAUCGGGAAUUCGAUCUCGCUCCUACUCUUAUACCUCACCCAAAGUUAUCUUAGGGAAAUCACAUGGUGCGCAUGACUUCCCAAUAUGUGAUUCAAAUGAUGAACAAUGCACAUACAGCUUGAUGGAACAGUCAAGAGAAAAAAGAAUUCAAGAAGAAGACUGGGAUAAGUACAUUAUACCAACAAAAUCUGAAUCUGAAAAAUACAAAGUCAGUCGUACUUUCAGCUUUCUAAUGAAUAGAAUGGCCAGUACGCGAAAUAAAUCCAAGGCAAAAAAUAAAGAUGUCAAAGAGAGAGAGAAAUUGUUUAGGCACCAGUUUGUGUCUGGAACUUUUGCUGGAGUGAUACCAUGUUUCGCAUGUGAGAAGCCACUUUUGGGAAAAGAGUCCUUGCAAUGUUCUCAUUGCAAUGCGUGUGUGCAUAAAAGUUGUAAGGACUGUGCACCUGCAUGUACAAAAAAAUCCCAAGAGAGAUGCCAUAUUAAGAACAGAACACAAGCUGUUCAGUCAAAUCCAUCCUUCAGAGAUAUUCCGCAACCAGUAUUGUCUCCAGUUCACUUUCCUACUUCCACACCUAUUGGAUUGUCCGCUGUAAAGAAAGAUGUAUCACAGCAACAGCACUCUCUAUCCAAAAGUGUUCCAAGUUCCAGUCUUGAAAGAAAAUGUUCAUCCCCUUUGGAGCCAGACACUGAUCCUUGGAGAUUCAAGUCACACUCUGAAGAACUGUUGCAGUCUAUUGGAAGUGCGUCCUCAGUUGAGUCUUUCGUGAUUGAAGAUGAUGUUGAUGCCUCUUUGUGGAGCGACCUCAGCACUGACACACUGGACUUUGAGGCAGAAUCUUGGAGUCUUGUUGUGGACCCUUGGUUUUGUAGCAAGCAAGAAAAGGAGGUCAUCAAAAGACAAGAUGUGAUUUUUGAGCUGAUGCAAACAGAAGUACAUCACAUCCACACCCUGUUCAUUAUGUCUAAGAUAUUCCGGAAAGGGAUGAAGGAAGAACUGCAACUGGACCACAGCACUGUGGACAAAAUAUUCCCCUGUUUGGAUGAGCUGCUAGAACUUCACCAACAAUUCUUCUGCAGUAUGAAGGAGAGACGGCAGGAGUCCAGUCAGGGGGAAAGUGACAGGAACUUUGUAAUUAACAGAAUUGGAGAUAUCCUUGUGCAGCAGUUUUCAGAAGAAAAUGCAAGCAAAAUGAAGAAAAUAUAUGGGGAAUUUUGUAGUCAUCAGAAAGAAGCAGUCAGCCUUUUCAAAGAGCUGCAACAAAACAAAAAAUUCCAGAAUUUCAUCAAACUUCGGAGCAGUAACCUGUUGGCUCGGCGUCGUGGAAUCCCAGAAUGCAUUCUGCUGGUCACUCAGAGAAUCACUAAGUAUCCAGUAUUAGUAGAAAGAAUAUUACAAUAUUCCAAAGAAGGAACUGAAGAACACGAAGACUUAUGUAAAGCCCUUGGUCUAAUCAAGGAUAUGAUUGCAGCAGUUGAUUUGCAAGUCAAUGAAUAUGAGAAGAAACAAAAAUUGCUGGAGAUUCUCAGUAAAGUUGAAAACAAAACAUAUACCAAGUUGAAAACUGGGCAUGUUUUCAGAAAGCAAGAUUUGAUCAAGAAAGAGAGGACACUUCUGCAUGAAGGUUUAGUCUACUGGAAAACAGCUACAGGACGUUUCAAAGAUACUUUAGCUCUGCUUCUAAAUGAUGUGAUGUUAUUUUUACAAGAAAAAGAUCAGAAAUAUAUCUUUGCAGCUGUUGACCAGAAGCCUGCUGUUAUAGCCCUUCAGAAACUUAUUGUCAGAGAAGUAGCCAAUGAAGAGAGAGGGAUGUUCCUGAUCAGUGCAUCAUCCACAGGGCCUGAGAUGUAUGAAAUUCAUACCAGUUCCAAAGAGGAACGCAGUCAUUGGAUGAGGCAGAUCCAAGAGGCCGUAGAGAGCUGUCCAGAAGAAGAAGGAAAAAUGAAUGAAUCUGAUGAAGAUCGAAGAAUAGCUGAAGCCAGAAUAGCUAAAAUUCAAAAAUGUCAAGCAAUCUUAAGUAACAAGGACCAACAGAUCUGUAGCUGUUUGGAAGAUAAGCUUAAUAUCUAUGCAAAACUUGGAGAUAUGAGUGGGUUUGAAGAUGUUCAGGUAGAACCACAUUUGUUUAUAAAGCCUGAUUCUGGAGAAACACCUCAAGUGGCCUCGCUUCUAGCUGCAGCUCUCAGGGAAGUGGAAAGCCUCCAUGUGGCUGUAGCAUCAACAAAUGACACAAGCCAGACAACAUAUGAGAAUACUACUGAAUCUAACCUGACGCAAGAUCUUUCUGCAACUGAAGUCUGUGAAUCUAUUCCUGAUAUAAGAGAAAUAAAGGGAGACGAGCCUUAUGAUGCUGAUGCUCAUGAAACAAACAGCAUAGCCGAUGGGCUGGAUCAGGAAGGAGAAGGAGACACAUGUUUCUCAUCUUCGACACAGACUGAGGUUGUACAGACUAUCCAGAAUUUAACCCGCCUCUUGUACAGUAUACAGGCAGCCUUAGCCAUCCAGGACAGUCACAUUGGGGUCCAUAAGCUUCUUCUACAGGAACACGAAAGAUUCAGCUGGAGCCCUGGUUCCCGUGGCUCCUCCAUUCCAGAACAAGAAAGGCACCGGAACUUUAAACAGAAGGAGGAACUAGCAAAUGUUCACAAAGUUCAGCACCAGUUUCAGCAAGAGCAGCAACGGUGGCACCGCGAAUGUGAGCAACGGCAACAGGAGCACCAGACAAGGGAGAGCCAGCUUCUGGAGAGGGAGAAGGAAUGCUUAAGCCAGGAAGAGCUGCUCUGCAGAAACCGAGAAGAGCUGGAUGCCCAGCUACAGGACUACCAGCAGAACCUGGAGAGGCUCCGGGAGAGUCAAAGGAUGGUGGAGAGGGAGCGGGAAAUGGUGAAACUACAGCACAAGAUCUUGCGCCACUGGAAGCACAGCCGCCAGAGCAGUCUGUCUGAGGUGAUCUCGCCAGAGGACAAUGAGGCAUGCAAGGCUUUCUCCAGAAUCAUGGGACAUAAUCGGUCAGACAGUUUUUGUGGUGAAACUCCCAUCUUCAUAAAUGAAGCCUUGAUACAGAUGUCAUUAAACCAUCUUAACAGGUCAAAUUCAACUCUAGUAUACCAGGAUUAUGUACAUGGAGUAAACCUGCCAAAUUUGGAUUUAUCAAGGACUACUGAAAAUCAGACCAACUGGAACGUGGACACUUCUUGUCAGCAGGCGUAUAUUGGUGGUGACCUCUCAAAAUCGAAAGAGCUCUGCCAUCACACAGCCUCCUCCUGCACAAGCUACACCGACACAUGUAACAAUUGCAAUUGCACUGAAGAUCUGAGCAGCCAGAAUAACUCAGCCAAUGAAGAUUUCAUUGGACAUUCAAGAAUCGACUCGGAUCUGUCACCGAAAAGCCAAAUAGCCAAAUAUCAAGGCCUGAAUGCAGUGCUGAGCCAGUGCCCAAGAUCAUCAAGUCAUGGCAAUAUUCAACCACUCCAGCCUUCAGAUAUUGUGAUGAAAAGUUUAUCUUGUGACAUGCAACAAGAUUCAGAAAAUGGAGGCAUUGAAGAAAAUAUAGUGUAUCUCUAAUCUCUUCUCUGUCACCAGUAGCAGUUUUUCUAAUUGUCUGUAGUUACUCUCUGUCUAAAUUGCUUGAGGAAAUAAUAUUUAAUAUAAAAUGCAAAGUUUUUCCAUAUACAUACAUAUACCAAUUAAGUUAUUUGUUAAACUUGUAUGUAAUAUAUAAAUGAUAGCAUACAUAUUACAUUUCGAAUAUAAGGAAUAUAAGACAGCUGGACUCUAAAUGACCUGUUCUUGUGAUGGGAUCAUCCCAGUUGGACUGUGGAUGAGGGUAUAAUUUUUCCAGGUUCAAGCUGCACAUUCUUUGUGCAGUUCUAGGUAUAAUAGCAGUAUCAUAGAUUUCAUAAAGCGAUUUAGCAACUCCUUGUUAACAAUAAUAUCAACUGGAGAAAAUGGAGAACCAAGAGUAAAGAUAAUAAGAAUGAACACCUGUAAGAUACUGUAAUUGCUGUUUUUACUCCUUAGUGGGUUUACGUGGCCUUUUUCUUCAAGGCAUCAAUUUAACUAUGAUCUAAGAUACUCAUGGGGGAUACUUUCCACAGGCCACAUAAUAAUAAUAAUAACUGCAUGUAUAUACCGCUCUUCUAGACAGAUUAGUGCCCCACCCAGAGCGGUGAACAAGUUAGUAUUAUUAUCCCCAAAAUGCAGUUGGGGAGCUGGGGCUGAGAGGAAUGGGUUACCCAAGGCUACCUACUGAGCUCAUGGCAGUAGUGGGAUUAGGACUAGCAAAGUGCUGAUUUGCAGCUGAUCCACUUAUUCACUGUGCUAUAGCAGCUCUCUGACCACAAUAUGCCAUCACAGAAUUGGCAUCAGAACCUUGAUCAUAAUCAUCCUUGUCACAUGACUUUAAUGGUGCAGAAAAGCCAUUUAGCUUAAUGGUUUUUUCAAGGUGCUGCUUCAAAGUAGGGGAAGUGAAGACCUCAUGGUAUAGGGGAAGCAUGCCUGGAAUAUUUCUCAAGUAAUAUCAGCUGAGGCUGUCACAUUAGUCCCUAAAAUGAUGGUGGUGAUUCAUUAUCCUCAAAGGAGGAGCAGGAUGUUCUCCCAAAGUAUUGUUAGAUUAACACCUUGUUUCCACAAUGGACAUUUGAGUCUCAUGUCAUUUGAGAAGGAUUUGAGGUGUUUCAGGAAAUGGAUCCACAGCUGCAUGCUAGUCUGCUGAAGUUCAAAUUCUGUGGGGAGACUCAGCUUAGUCCUAGUGGGACUUUAUGUCACAAAUAAUGCCCCAUCUAGCAUUAUAUAAAACUUGCUUUUUCAACUGCUUUAGGUCAGUUUUGUGAUACAUUGCAUUUGAGCUUGGCCUCAGGAAGUAUCGUUUUGUUGUUGUUGUUGUUUGGUCCUCGAAUUAAAAUUCAUCACAUGGACAUUUCUAUUUGGUGAGAAACUGAGAAUACAAAGAGAAAAUGUUUUUUAAAAAAUUAGCCUAACCCAAAACCAAUACCUUUUCACAUGCACAUACACAAAUCAGUGUAUUUCUUUCAGGACCCAAGAGCUUUGGUAUACUGUAGAAUAAUAAAUCUGAUUUUUUUUCUUGGCAUUUUUCAGGCAUAUCUG
Eublepharis macularius is the source of this 6793-nucleotide messenger RNA. It is a transcript of the gene ARHGEF28, whose product is annotated as Rho guanine nucleotide exchange factor 28. Bases 77 to 5251 code for a protein of 1724 amino acids. NCBI's taxonomy places the organism in Eukaryota, Metazoa, Chordata, Lepidosauria, Squamata, Eublepharidae. The record is from RefSeq and is a predicted model, not a curated record. Gene Ontology annotation, molecular function: guanyl-nucleotide exchange factor activity. Gene Ontology annotation, biological process: regulation of Rho protein signal transduction; cell morphogenesis. The transcript is spliced from 37 exons.